This is a messenger RNA of Carassius carassius (crucian carp), 1046 nucleotides long. RefSeq lists its product as uncharacterized. The transcript has 6 exons. Bases 189 to 995 code for a protein of 268 amino acids. The record is from RefSeq and is a predicted model, not a curated record. NCBI's taxonomy places the organism in Eukaryota, Metazoa, Chordata, Actinopteri, Cypriniformes, Cyprinidae.
ACUACAAUAUACAGCAGCAUUUUAAAUAUAUUAGUAUGAAAUGUGUUUAUUUUACGUGCUCAUGUAGAGGAUGUAUUACACUGGGCUAGGGUGUUGUCAUUAGAUCCGUACUUUCUAUCAGUAAUAUAACCUUUGACCAGUCACAUGACCAUCAAAACACACAAAUCUGGGUUUUGUUUACUGAAGAAAUGAAGUUUUUCAACCUUUUCGGUCGCUUAAAAUCAAAUGUCAUAGGCAUGAUUCACGUUGGAGCCUUGCCAGGAGCCCCCUUGAGCCGCGCAGCUAUCUCUGAGAUCACAGAGGAGGCUUGUCGAGAGGCGGAGAUUUACCACCGCGCAGGACUUGAUGGGCUGAUCAUUGAAAACAUGCAUGAUAUUCCGUACACCCUUGAGGUGGGUCCAGAAGUGUGUGCAUCCAUGACAGCUGUGUGUGCAGCAGUCAGGCGCCUGUAUCCAUCUUGGCCGCUUGGUGUUCAGAUUCUCUCAGCUGCAAACCAAUCAGCAUUGGCUGUUGCCCUGGCCUCAGGGCUGGAUUUCAUCCGUGCAGAGGGGUUUGUGUUUUCACAUGUUGCAGAUGAAGGCUUGUUAAAUGCGUGCGCUGGUGAGCUGCUGCGCUACCGCAGACACAUUGGAGCAGAGCACAUUCAGAUCUUUACAGACAUCAAGAAGAAGCACAGUGCUCAUGCCCUAACUUCAGAUGUCAGCAUAGCUGAGACGGCCCAAGCAGCUGAGUUCUUCCUCUCUGAUGGAGUCAUCAUCACAGGAACUGCCACUGGAGCGCAGGCCAAUCCAGAGGAACUGAGGGAGGUUACCCAGUCUGUCCGGAUCCCUGUUCUCAUCGGCUCUGGUGUAACCCAUGAUAAUGUGGAGCACUACCUUCAAGCAAGUGCCAUGAUCAUAGGCUCCCAUUUCAAGAAAGGAGGUCACUGGGCAAAUGGUGUGGAUACUGAGAGAGUCAAAAGGUUCAUGGGGAAGAUGCAUGAACUUCAGAAGUAACUGUUGUAAUUCAGUUGCACGGAAAAAAUAAACAAAUGUAAACAAUGUGAA